CUGCCAGCAUGCAGUUCAUCACUUUGAAAAAUGUGACGAGAAGGGAAGGCGAAUUCUAUUGCCAUGGAAUUCCAUAUGCAGAUUUCGAUCGAACUGGUCAUUGGGGUAUAUGGAACAUUGCACGCAUGUUCGAAGCUUGCAGACGAACGAUUUCUCAUCAAAAUAAUUUCUUCUUAUAUGACACGAAAGGAAGCUUAGCUUUUGCAUACGUGGUUCGAAGACAGAAUUUCAAGCUAAAUCAAAAGAUACACGAUAACAUUAGUCUGUUUUCUCCUUUUCUGCCUAAAAUAACAUAUAAAAUGGCAGAAAUUGGCAAUUCCUCAAUUACAAUACACAACAAACUUUACGAUGAUUUCUCUGGAUCUAGUGAAGUAUUUGCUGAAAAUUUUACACGAAUUGUGAAAAUCAACUGGGAAAAGAAACAAUCAACGGAGUUAUCCCGUGAACUGAAACAGGACGUCACCGACAUUUAUCGUAGCCCUUCUGAAAUAUGGCAGGACACAACAGUUUUUCCUGAUAGAACAAAUGAUAUUCCCAUUUACACCUUGUCUCUUCGAGUUCCUUUCAGUGAUACAGAUAACUUACAACAUAUAACACAUGUUAUGUACAGUAAAUACUGUACCGAUUAUGCCACUAAAGCCAUUAACGCUGGCUUCUAUCGCCACUUUAAAGACGAUAUUUGCUGGUAUCCUAUCCUGGAAAUGGACAUCGAGUACCUUGGGGACGCCGCAGAAGGGGAGAUCAUCGAUAUUCAUACGUGGCAGGGUGAAAACCUCCAGCAUCUCUAUUUCGAGACAAAUACACAAGGAAGAAUUAUCAAUAAAGCGAUGUUUGUCAUGGGACUGGAAAAGUCGAGAAAAAAUAGACAUUCAAAAAUGUAGCAUUAUAUGGAACUGUAAAAAUCAGAAAAAAGACAUUUAAAAUGAAGCAUCAUAUGGGACUGGGAACUUAAAAAAAUAAGCAUUAUUUAAAAAUGUAACUUCGUAUGGAACUGGAAAAGUCAGAAAAAUAGAUAUUCAAAAAUGUAAACUUCAAAACAACUGCAGUAACUUUUAUUGAAACUUUGAAUUAUUUACUUAUUUUCCAUUUCAGUGACAUAAGUAAGAAAGAGCUAACAGCAUCAUUCAACUUUAAUGCAUACUUACAUUUUCUUUCAUCAUGAAAAAAAAUUAGAUA
Messenger RNA from Saccostrea echinata, 1176 nucleotides. RefSeq lists its product as uncharacterized. The coding region runs from base 9 to 881 and encodes 290 amino acids. NCBI's taxonomy places the organism in Eukaryota, Metazoa, Mollusca, Bivalvia, Ostreida, Ostreidae. The transcript is spliced from 2 exons. The record is from RefSeq and is a predicted model, not a curated record.